UUGCUCCAUGACUUCAUCGUAAUGUCAAAUUAUAUUCAAACGUGUGUCUAAAUUAAUUUUAUAGAUCUGUGAUAUCAGCGCCUAUGAUAUCAUCACAGCUGCUGUACUCUGACGCAUGCUUUUAUGCUGAAAAUGCAAAUCUGCAAUACUAUAUGAUUUCAUUGUAAUAUUAAAUUACAUUCAAACGUGUCUAAAACUGAGUUUUACUAUCCUGCGAUCUCAUCACAUCUGUCAACGCUUGCAAGAUUUACGUUUGAAUAUGUGUAUGAUCUCAUCAUAAAAUAUGUAAUUUCCACAUUUGAUGUCGAUAUGGUGGUGGGGAUUAUAAAAUAAAAAGAACUUUAAAAACGUUACUCUCAUCAGUUGCUCAUUGUUAGCGGACAACUCUUGAAAAAUACGAGAAAAAUGGCGAACUACUACGUUCCAAUUCAAACCGAAGCAUGCGAGAAAUCAACAUUGCCACACACAUCAAUGAACUACUAUAUUCCGAUUCAGACCGAAGCAUGUGAGAAAUCAACGCCACCACGAUACACAUCACACAUUUUGGGGAGAAGGUUUGCACUAACUCCUACAUCUUAUAAAUGGUUGGAUAUCGGAAUCAACGCAGGAUCUAUAUCCUACGUGGAAUUGGUGCUGGGCGACAAUCGCGGAAAUCAAAUUGCUCUGCCUUAUAAAACGUGGAGAUCGUUGAUUGAGAAACGUAUGGACAUCGAGGGACUUAUGCAGUCAAAAACGACUCCAUUAUUGAUUCACGAACUGAUUGUGCAGCAGAUUAAACUGCGUGAAGAACAUAUUAUAAAAUUAACAUUACACAAUACUUAUAUUUGCAUGAAGCCUGCAACUGUAUCAUUUAUGUUUGAACUUGAGCAUUGUAUUGAACAUGUAUAUUUCGCACUGUGUCAGAAUAUGAAUAAUGUUACUGACAAAUAUAAAUAUUUUGUAACUUACUGCGUCAGAAUUGCAUCACUGAUAAAAACGAUGCAGUAAAUAUUUUGCGAAAAAUUUAUGAUAAAAGUUCACAUAUUGAAUGUGAAUUAAUAGCUUAUGCUUCAGAUAAUAUUGCAUACGAUU
This is a messenger RNA of Solenopsis invicta (red fire ant), 1071 nucleotides long. RefSeq lists its product as uncharacterized. Lineage: Eukaryota; Metazoa; Arthropoda; Insecta; Hymenoptera; Formicidae. The coding region runs from base 406 to 987 and encodes 193 amino acids. The transcript has 3 exons. The record is from RefSeq and is a predicted model, not a curated record.